AUGGACCAGAAUCUGAACAAUGAGGGCGACGAGGGAGACGAGAAGAGAAGCCGAAAGAAAAGCAGCGGAAGAGGAAGAGGUGAUAACAAAAAGGAUUGCAACAGCUGCAAGAAAGGUAGAUACCUUGAGGCGGAUGGUUUGAAAGCAGGAAUCGAAGAUGCAAUUGAAAGCUGCCCCGACGACAACACGGCCAGACGGUAUCAUCUAUCGAUUCUCCAGAGAAUCAAUGAACUUCGCCCCAACGGUGCCGACAUCACGAGAAGAACACAAGCCGCGAUUCUCAACGAUCUUACAGACGCGUACGAGCCCAUGCCCGACGACAGCACCAUUAUCGAUGAUGGAGACCGCAGCCACAACCACUUGUGGUAUUCGGCUUUGAUUCGUCGCGGUAUGAAACUCCCUGCCGAGUGGGAAGGCAAACCUCACAUCUCCGCGCGUUUCGACAAGCUCAGAGCCGUAUGGGAAGAAGCGGAAGAGACACCCACCCUGCGACGGCGUCCGGCCAAGGAGGAAGCCGCAUCAAACGAUCCAUCCGGCGGGGCUGUCGAUGACCCAGCGAAGAAUCCGGCUAGCAGGAAGCGCAAGAGACGAGCAGAUAUUGACGGGUCAGCUCAAGGCGAGGACGAGGACGCAGAGCAACAGUUCCAGGAAGCCUUCCGGGCAUUUCGAAGACAGGCUGCUUCUCAUAUCAUCGUUCCCUCUGCUCGAGGCGUGAACCAGCCGCAGGCCUAUGCUAGUAUCCCACCCAGCGGAUAUACUGCAAGCAGUAUGGAACAGGCACACCGUUAUCCAUCGAUCAUUCCGCCUCAGAUUCAGCCCAGUAUCCCCCAAGGCUAUAUGUACCCAGGCUUUACGAACCAGGCAAUGUUUCAUCAGAAUUCCGAGAUGACGCUGUUCCCAACCCGUCAUACUAUGACAGGCUCCCCACAUCGAUACUCGAACCAGCAGCACUCUCUCCAGCAACCUCUGCUCGUCAGUCAGCCGAAUCAGACUUCGUUCCAGACUCAUCAGGCUUCGUUCCAGACUCGGUCCCAUGCCUUUGGCUACACAAACGGCUUUUCGAACACCUACGAAAACGCUGCCGACGAUGUUACCAGUAACUUGUUUGGCCCUUGGGGUCUCCCAUAUGCUUUCGGAGGGGCUCCUUCAGCGAUUGAACAGGGGUAUAUAUAUGCCAUGGAGAACGACUCAGGCAUCAACCAAGCAGCUCCUGAUGGCACAAUUCACAACAGCGUUUCAGCUGCCGCAGAUGAAACAACUUCAUCUGGCGAGCAUGAAUCUAUUGAAGCGAGUGUCGACAGCCUCCAGGACGAGAUGGAACACUGA
This is a messenger RNA of Colletotrichum spaethianum, 1326 nucleotides long. RefSeq lists its product as uncharacterized. The record is from RefSeq and is a predicted model, not a curated record. The transcript has 2 exons. The coding region runs from base 1 to 1326 and encodes 441 amino acids. Lineage: Eukaryota; Fungi; Ascomycota; Sordariomycetes; Glomerellales; Glomerellaceae.